Messenger RNA from Oppia nitens, 2799 nucleotides. RefSeq names its product advillin-like. The coding region runs from base 30 to 2630 and encodes 866 amino acids. Gene Ontology annotation, cellular component: cytoplasm; actin cytoskeleton. Gene Ontology annotation, biological process: actin polymerization or depolymerization; cytoskeleton organization; actin filament severing. The record is from RefSeq and is a predicted model, not a curated record. Lineage: Eukaryota; Metazoa; Arthropoda; Arachnida; Sarcoptiformes; Oppiidae. The transcript has 11 exons. Gene Ontology annotation, molecular function: actin filament binding; phosphatidylinositol-4,5-bisphosphate binding.
AUCUCAAUAAUAUAAUAAUAAUAGUAAUAAUGUCUACAAUAGCGGUGGAUCCGGCGUUUAGAGUAAUACCACAAAACUCAACAUUUUUCAGCGUUUGGAGAAUUGAAAAAUUACAAGUGGUUUCGGUUCCCAAAGAAAAUUAUGGACAGUUUUAUGACGGAGACUCAUAUAUUGUUAUUUGUGCAUCGGACGGUAAAGAUAGAGCCGACUCUCAAUUGAUUCCUCGAGAGGUCAAGAAUGGUGUCGGUCUUGACAUUCACAUACACUUCUGGUUGGGCUCUAAGACAUCCCAAGACGAAGCCGGUGUUGCCGCUUACAAGUCGGUCGAAUUGGACGACUAUCUCGGCGGUAGUCCCGUCCAGCACCGGGAGACUCAAGGUCACGAAUCACAGCGAUUCUUAUCAUAUUACAGGAACGGUAUGAGAGUUCUUAAGGGAGGCGUCGAAAGCGGCUUUAAUAAGAUAGACAUAUCAUUGAAGCCACAUCUUUAUCAAGUGAAAGGCAAGAGAGCGCCGGUUGUUAGAGAGUUAUCCGAAAUCAAUUGGGAUCAGCUGAACGAUGGCGACGUCUUCAUACUGGACGCCUGUCGGUAUAUUUAUGUCUGGACGGGUCAGUACGCCAACAAUAUGGAAAAAAUUCAGGCCAUUCGUGUGGCCCAACAGAUCAAAGGCGAAAAUGCACCGGAAUGUGAGGCAGUCAUCAUUGUUGAAGAUACUAACGAAUCCGAGUUAAGCGGUUCCGAGAGAGAGUACUUUGAAAAGUAUUUGCCAUUCGCUGACAGACAUGUGCUGAGCCAUACGGAUGUACCGAAAGAUACGACCAUCGAAAUGAAUCAACGACAACAAAUAGUUCUCUAUCACUGUACCGAUGAGGACAACAAUCUUAAAGUGUCAAAAGUGAAAACCGGACCGUUAGACCAGUCAGAUCUCAAUCCAAAUGAUUCAUUUAUUAUUGAUAACAAUGUGGCCGGCCUUUGGGUUUGGGUAGGAAAGGGUGCGUCGGCUAAGGAGAAAACCGAAGCCAUGCGUAACGCUCAGGGAUUUAUAAUGAAAAAGAGUUAUCCCCAACAUACCCGAGUCACCCGAGUGAUCGACGGCGGCGAACCCAUUGAGUUCAAGAAUCUGUUCCGAUCGUGGAAAGACUUGGACGAGUCUAUCGGUUUGGGCAAAGCCUACAGCUUUGGCAAAGUGGCCAAAAUUACACAGAAAAAGUUUGAUCCGACAGUUUUGCACGAAAAUCAUGUGUUGGCCGCCGAAACCCAGAUGGUCGACGACGGCAGCGGCCAUAAAGAGGUUUAUCGGGUGAAAAAUUUCGAUGUUGUCGAUGUGGCCACUGAUGAUCACGGAAAGUUCUAUGCGGGCGACUGUUAUCUUGUUAUCUAUACGUACGGAGCAAAUCAGACUAUCAUCUACUACUGGUUGGGAUCAAAGUCGACAGUCGAUGAAAGAGGAACGGCUGCCAUGAAAGCUGUCGACUUUGACAAUAAUAAGUUUAAUGGAUCAGCCGUUCAGGUUAGGGUUGUCGAGGGCAAAGAGCCGCCACAUUUCAUGGCUAUAUUCAGCGGAAAAAUGAUUCUCUAUAAGGGAGGCUUUGAUAGUGGUUUUCAUAAUCGACAAUCGGGUUCAUCGGAUGAGACCAAGUCAUCGACUUUGCUUCAAGUCAGAGGUACCACUUCCUAUAAUACUAAAGCCAUUGAAGUUGAUCCGCUGGCAUCUUCGCUCAACUCUAACGACGUGUUUGUUUUGAUAACACCCGAGACUACCUAUGUUUGGGCCGGAAAGGGCAGUUUGGGCGAUGAACGCGAAAUGGCUAAACAAGUGGCCGAUGAUCAGGGAAAUGGUAUGAGUCUGGUGUCGGAGGGACAGGAAAAAGACGACUUCUGGGAAGCGCUGGGCGGUAGAGCCGAAUAUUCUAACGACAAGCGAUUGCAAGUGGCCAACGAUCCGCACACACCCCGACUGUUUCAGUGUAGUAACGCUAACGGACAGUUCACUAUCGAAGAGGUGCCACAUUUUGAUCAGUCAGAUCUCAUUGAGGAUGAUGUCAUGCUUUUGGACGCGUGGGAUGCACUGUUCCUAUGGAUUGGUAACCACUCGAACCGGGAUGAAAGAAAACAGUCGCUCGAAGCCGUCCAACAAUACCUGAUUACCGAUCCGAGCGACCGGGACAGGGAUACGCCUGUUAUUGUAUUGAAACAGGGCUGCGAACCGGCCAACUUUACCGGCUUUUUCGGUGUCUGGGAUCAUAGCAUCUGGAAAAGAAGUAAAAGUUUUAGCGAAAUUAAAGAUGAKUUAAAAUCGUCAAACAAAUUGUCGGGAAGUGUUAGUAAACCAAUUGAUGUAAAUGGUGUUAACAAUAAUAAUAAUAAUAACAUUAACAACAAUAUCAAUAUCAACAACAAUAAUAUCAAUUGCUAUUCAACGGACUUUGAUUCAGUCAACAAAUAUCCGAUCGAAAAGCUAUCGCUUAAAGAGACCAUACUUUUGCCCGAAGAUGUUGAUCCCACUAAAAAAGAGAUUUAUUUGACCGCCGACGACUUUAAACAAGUGUUCGGUAUAACACAUAAAGAGUUUCAGUCAAUUCCCAAAUGGAAACAAUUGGAUCUCAAGAAAAAAGUUGGACUCUUUUGAAAAUAACAAACAAAAAACAAAUUUUAUCCCAUUUUAUCAUAUCAUUUGAUAUCUCAUAUAUGAUAUGAUUGAUAAAUUAAAACACUAUCUAAUUGUUAUCAUUUAUUUGUGAUUAUUAUAUAUAGUAGUUUAGUUUAGUAUAUAUUUAAAGAUAAUUAUAAAUUAAUAA